Messenger RNA from Dromiciops gliroides (monito del monte), 1062 nucleotides. It is a transcript of the gene ZNRF4, whose product is annotated as zinc and ring finger 4. Gene Ontology annotation, cellular component: cytoplasm. The transcript has a single exon. Gene Ontology annotation, molecular function: ubiquitin protein ligase activity; zinc ion binding. The record is from RefSeq and is a predicted model, not a curated record. Gene Ontology annotation, biological process: negative regulation of cell cycle; ubiquitin-dependent protein catabolic process. Lineage: Eukaryota; Metazoa; Chordata; Mammalia; Microbiotheria; Microbiotheriidae. Bases 1 to 1062 code for a protein of 353 amino acids.
AUGGGGGCAGCAGGGAUGAGGGGGAUGGCCUUCCACUUCCCCAGGCCUGUGGCAUUCCUUUUUCUGCUGCUGGAGCUGCCAGCCAGCGAGGCCCUGGUCCGGGCGGUGACCAGUGACGGUGCCGGUGUGGUGGACUUCAGCGAUGCACCUGCCCUGUUUGGGGCUCCCCUCUCUGAGGAUGGUGUUCAGGGAUACCUGAUUGAGGCCCAGCCACCCAAUGCCUGCCAGCCCAUUGAGGGUCCGAUCACAUCCAACCAUUCCCUUGGCUCCAUCGCGCUAGUGCGCCGCUUCGAUUGCACCUUUGACCUCAAGGUCCUCCAUGCCCAGCAGGCCGGCUACAAGGCAGUCAUCGUGCACAACGUCCAGUCCAAUGACCUGGUCAACAUGGUGCAUGUGUAUGAUGAUAUCCGGCAGCAGAUCGAGAUCCCAUCGGUCUUUGUCAGUGAGGCCACAUCAAAGGACCUCCGAGCCAUCCUGUGUGGCAACAAAGGUGCCCACGUCCUCCUCUUACCCAACAGUCAUCACUACUCUGAGCUUGACUGCCAUCCUGCUCUGUCUAUCUCCUGGGUGCUGGGUCGCAUGGUGACCUUGCUGAUGUCUACACUGCUCAUCAUCAGGAAGGUCUGGCUGUACUGGUGGCGGUGGCGGGAGCAGGGCACCGUGGCCAACGCCCCCAGCCAGAAGACGUCUCACACGCGCACCUUUGCCCACCAAAAUGACGUUUGUGCCAUCUGCCUGGAUGAGUUUGAGGAAGGGGACCAGCUAAAGGUCCUCCCUUGUACUCACAUCUAUCAUUGCAAAUGCGUCGACUCCUGGUUCUCCCAGGCCCUUCGCAGGACCUGCCCCAUCUGCAAACAAGCUGUGGUCAGCACCGAGGAGAGCUCAGACUCCAAUCCCGAGAGCCUCAGCGAGGAUGAGUCGCUCAGGUCACGGCUAGACCACUGGACAAUAGAAGUGCUGACCCUGGUCCGGCAGGUGGCCUCCUCCACAGACAGCUCCAGUCACAGGACAGAGGACUCAGAGGGGGAGGAGGAACUUUGGAGAGAGUCCUCCACACCCUGA